Peromyscus leucopus (white-footed mouse) is the source of this 2357-nucleotide messenger RNA. It is a transcript of the gene Nucb1, whose product is annotated as nucleobindin 1. Bases 113 to 1633 code for a protein of 506 amino acids. The transcript is spliced from 14 exons. Gene Ontology annotation, cellular component: extracellular exosome; endoplasmic reticulum-Golgi intermediate compartment. Gene Ontology annotation, molecular function: calcium ion binding. The record is from RefSeq and is a predicted model, not a curated record. Lineage: Eukaryota; Metazoa; Chordata; Mammalia; Rodentia; Cricetidae.
CAGGUCGUCUGCGGGUGGAAAAGUGGGAGUGACUUAGGAGGGAAAUCAUCAGAAACCCGGCAGAGGUCCUAGCGUGGGAAAACGCCCUCUGCGCUAGGAGAGAGCAGCCACGAUGCCUGCCUCCGCGCCCCGCGGGACCCCUUUCCUUCUCCUAGCUCCUCUCCUGACGCUGUCCGCUGUGCUGGCCGUGCCCCUGGACCGCGCGGCGCCCCAUCAGGAGGACAGCCAGGCCACUGAGAGCCCGGACACAGGCCUGUACUACCACCGCUACCUCCAGGAGGUCAUCAAUGUGCUAGAGACAGACGGGCACUUCCGGGAGAAGCUGCAAGCUGCCAACGCUGAGGACAUCAAGAGCGGAAAGCUGAGCCGAGAGCUGGACUUCGUCAGCCAUCAUGUCCGCACCAAGCUGGACGAGCUCAAGCGGCAAGAGGUAUCGAGGUUGAGGAUGCUACUCAAGGCCAAGAUGGAUGCAAAGCAGGAGCCCAACUUGCAGGUGGACCACCUGAACCUCCUCAAGCAGUUUGAACACCUGGACCCGCAGAACCAGCACACAUUUGAGGCUCGGGACCUAGAGCUGCUGAUCCAGACGGCCACCCGAGACCUUGCCCAGUAUGAUGCUGCACAUCAUGAAGAGUUCAAACGCUACGAGAUGCUCAAGGAACAUGAGCGAAGACGUUACCUGGAAUCUCUGGGAGAGGAACAGCGGAAGGAGGCUGAGAGGAAGCUACAAGAGCAACAGCGCAGACACCGGGAACACCCCAAAGUCAACGUCCCUGGCAGCCAAGCCCAGUUGAAGGAGGUGUGGGAGGAGCUGGAUGGAUUGGACCCUAAUAGAUUCAACCCCAAGACCUUCUUCAUACUACAUGGAAUGGCAUGUCCUCUAACUGAGCAGACCAGGCUUGAGGAAUACAGAAGAACUACAACUCCCAAGAGCCACAGAGACAAAAAGUGUCUAUAUGAAAGGGGCAUGGGAGACAUCAACAGCGAUGGUGUCCUAGAUGAGCAAGAGCUGGAAGCUCUCUUCACCAAGGAGUUGGAGAAGGUUUACGACCCAAAGAACGAGGAGGACGACAUGAGAGAGAUGGAGGAGGAGCGGCUGCGCAUGAGAGAGCACGUGAUGAAGAAUGUGGACACCAACCAGGACCGUCUUGUGACCCUGGAGGAGUUCUUGGCAUCCACACAGAGGAAGGAGUUUGGGGACGCUGGGGAAGGAUGGAAGACAGUGGAAAUGUAUCCAGCCUACACAGAGGAGGAGCUGAGGCGAUUUGAGGAAGAGCUUGCUGCCAGGGAGGCUGAGCUGAAUGCCAAGGCCCAGCGCCUCAGCCAGGAGACCGAGGCCCUGGGGCGCUCCCAGGACCGCCUGGAGGCUCAGAAGAGAGAGCUGCAGCAGGCUGUUCUGCAGAUGGAGCAGAGGAAGCAGCAGCAGCAGCAGCAGCAGCAGCAGCAGCAGCAGCCACAGCACGAACAGAAGGCUCCGCCCUCCAAGCCUGACGGGCAGCUGCAGUUCCGGGCGGACACAGAUGAUGCUCCUGUCCCAGCUCCAGCAGGUGACCAGAAAGAUGUGGCUGCUUCUGAAAAGAAGGCCCCAGAACAGCCCCCCGAGAUCCCCCAGCUGGACUCCCAGCACUUAUGAUCUCUCAGUGACCCCCCCCCCAGCCCUCAAGCCCUACACACAGCGACGGAAGCUGGAUGAAGUGUCCUUGCCGCCUCUCUGGAGGCCUGAGCCUGCAUGGCCUCCUGGGGAGGAGAACAGGGCUCCUUCCUUAGAGGCGCCUGUGUCUGCCCCCUCAGCUCUUCCAGCCUCCAGGUCCCGGUUCUUCCUUCCGUCUCCUGGCUUCUUUACUCUGUCAGGGACUCACUGCAGGAACUGGAGCUGAGAGAGACCCUCACGUACCUGGAGUACUUGCUCCAGGCCUGCCUUCCUGGUUUGCUCUUGGCUGUUCCAGGCUUAGCCACUUUGCAUCCUGUGCCUAGUGUCACAGGGUCCCAGGAGCUUGGCUUGGUCCCUUUUACUCUGUCUUCUGUGGGGCCAGAGAUCUCAGUUCCUUUCAGUGGCUGGAGGCUUGGGACAUGGGGUGUCCUUCAAGUAAACGUCACCUUUGCCUGGACCCCAGGCUUCCAUCGCCACCUCACCAGCCAUACCCUGACCUCCUGGGCCCAACACCUCCCCCAUGGCCCCAGAAGGUACCCAGAUACGGCUGCACACCUAGCUGAGAUUCAACCGCCCUCAGCCCCCAUUGGGCGCUCCUGAAAAUUGGUUCACCUUGGCUUCAUGCCACACUAUGAUGUCCUGCUCUAUGCUCCAGUUCCAUUCAAAUAUAGCCUGGCACAAAUAAACGUUAGCGUGUCUGUGUGUA